Molecule: messenger RNA, 780 nt
Organism: Hirsutella rhossiliensis
Lineage: Eukaryota; Fungi; Ascomycota; Sordariomycetes; Hypocreales; Ophiocordycipitaceae
Exons: 2
Coding region: 1-780 (259 amino acids)
Source: RefSeq, a predicted model, not a curated record
AUGCCCAGGAAACCCCCCGAGUCGGGCAUCCCGGCCGCAAACAUGCUCUCCUUUGCGCCGGCGCCGCCAUGGUCCUCGACAUCGCCGCCGCCAACCGUCUUCUGCGGCACGUCGUGGGACCACCACCGCCCCGUCGUGUCCUCGCCGCUCUCCUCGUCGCCCGUCCGCGCCACGUCGCCCCUCUCGCCCAUGGACCGCAACGCGCUGCCCCAGCGCCAGACGCAGUCGUCCCCGAUCCAGCCGCCGCCGAACAAGCCCUUCGCCGCCUCCUUCUCCGUCCCCUCGCGAUUCGCCUCGCGGCCGACGCGUCCGAACCCCCUCGUGCGCGGCCGCGAGGAUGCGCGCCUGUCGCGGCGGCACAAUUUCCUCCAGCGGGUCCGGCAGAGCGCCGACGACAAGGCGUGGCAGAGGAGAGAUAUCGAGGGUCAGUUUCUCAAGACGAGUUGGCUCGCCAGUCUAGGCCGGCUGUCGCACGAUGCGCCCGCCAUUUCCGACGCCGACAUUGAAGACGCCACUGCGUUCCGGGCCGACGCGGCGCAGUCUACGGACCAGGACGAGAUGAUGGUCGACAGCCAGCGGGAAGACGACGAGCUCGAGGCCUUGGUCGCCACUCACGACCAGCACUUUGCCUUUCGCAAACGACAGCCCUCGCCGGCAUCGCUAUCCGACGAGGAAUACGACGAAAUCUUUGCAGAGCUUAUGUCUCAGGAGCAGCCGUCACUGCUACAGAGUCAGUCGCAACACCCGGCAGAGCUCAUGGACAUGAGCGACGACAGCUGA